Molecule: messenger RNA, 1824 nt
Organism: Bubalus bubalis (water buffalo)
Lineage: Eukaryota; Metazoa; Chordata; Mammalia; Artiodactyla; Bovidae
Gene: C14H20orf96
Product: chromosome 14 C20orf96 homolog
Exons: 10
Coding region: 392-1414 (340 amino acids)
Source: RefSeq, a predicted model, not a curated record
GAUUUUCCCGGUGAAACAGGAAGCAACGUAAUCAGCCAAGAGUAAGGAUGGAGAAGGACGUGAUGGAGGUUUGCUGAGAGGAGGAAUAUGACAUAAUUCUUUAGCAUGAUAGGCGGGGCCAGCUGAGGAGAAUUUGAAACCGCGAUGCGUGGAAUGUGGCGAGAGCUACUUUUUCCAGUGCGAUAUUGGUCCCUCUAGGCGCUCGGUAGUCUGCGUCCGUUUCCUUGGAGACCGAGACAGGCGAGAAAGCAUCAGGUCUCUCUGGGAAGUUUGAGUGGCCUUGGUUACCGCGCGAUCCACGCUGAGACAAAGAAGUUGGAGAAGCCGAAGAAACAGGCAUCCCCCAAAAUCGGGGCCCCAAAGCCUCGGGACUCUUCUUCCAUUCUCCCUAAUGGCGCGCAACUUUCCAAAACGCAGCCGCUCUGGGAUCGGCUCCACAGUCCCCCAGUUCCAGGUUCUGGAUUAUGUUCCAUGGCAGCGGUCCAAGCAGAGAGCCAAGCCAUCUGCUCUGCCUCCAAUCCCACAGACUGUGGGCACUAAGAAAAAUGAAAGGAAGACCUGGUCUACCAUCCAGCCAGGGUGGCAAUCCAAGCCUACCUUGUGGAUGACAAGCCAGCCGAGGAAUCCACUAGAGCUGCGCAGAGGAAAGUUAGACUCUGGGAAGACACAGGCCACAAUCCGACUAAUGAGAACAAUGCUCCGGAACCGGCGAACCUCGUACCAGGAGCUCUGCGACCACGAGGACUUCCUCACCAACCACUGUGGGGAACUGAUCAAGGCCAUCCAGGACACAGAGGACAGCGCGGCCCUGAAAGUGCGGAUGUUGCUGCAGCAGCAGGACGUCUACAUGACCAUCACUGACAUCUUGGAGUACUCCAACAAGAUGAAGCUGCACCAGAUGAAGUGUGAGCUCCAGGAAUGGGAGGAGAAGGAGGAAUCCAAGAUCCGCAGUAAGAAUCUCUCCGCGGACCUGGAGCAGCAGGUGGAGCAGCUGGAUGCCCAGAUCGAGAAGGUCCGUGAACAGGUGAGCUUCGUGAGCACAUACAAGGACCACGAGUACCCCAUCAAGUUGGUACAGGUGGCCAACCUCGUGCGCCAGCUGCAGCAGGUGAAGGACAGCCAGUUGGACGAGCUAGAUGAACUCAGUGAGAUGUGCAGAAUGGUCCUGGCGUCUAUGUCCAACCAGAUUCAGAAUAAGAAAAAAAACCUUCUGAGGUCUCUGGUGGUGAAAAUCCAGCGUGCCGAUCAGGAGACUCUCCUGCAGAAGACCUGGAAUACCCGGGUUAUACUGAAAUACAUGGACAAGUUCCAAGAAGGAGUUUGUCCUGGACUAGGCCUUGCCUCAUUAACCAACACCACCAGCCGUGACCCAUCGGCAGCAUCACCAAGCUUCACCCACACAACCAUCACUUGACUAUCACUACCACUGCUUGUCUUCACCUCUUAAUUCUUGACAUAGACCAUCAUUCAAGACCAUGUUAAUGAAUUCCAUGAUCACCACCCUCUCACGGUAAUUUUUGUUAUCUUGCACUUUCAUCAGUUGUCUGCGUAAAUGACCUUCAUCAACUCCACCAGCCCCCACUAAUUCUCACUGUCGAGCACUGCCACCCCCUGCAGCCUGUCUCCCCUCACCUUUUUCAGCACCAUCAAACGUUGUCAGUAACUCAUGAGCCAGCCCUGCGCUGCAAGGAGGGAGCCCCGCUUUGGAGUCCAGAAGUCCCAGUGACAGAGCCCAGGCUAUUUCUCUAGAUGUCCUUAUUCACGCAUUUUGUCCUUUUCUUCUAUUGGUUGGGGGAUGUUUGGUUUCUCACUUUCACCUGCUUU